UUGGAGGAAGAGGAGAAUCGAGCAGUCUCCAGCAUCCACCUCUAGAGUCAGAGUGAAUUUUCCAAAGAGGAACCUCCUUUCUUCAGUAACAAACCAGGACCCUCAGACACAAACCAUGGGAGGAUACUUCAGCUCUUCUGCCCCUCCACCCCCUCCACCCCCUCCACCCUCUCCUCUUUUCAGUGAACCUUGGAGGACAAUAAACUGGGAAGACAAACAGAGGGAUCUGCAGUAUGUGAAGGACUACAGACCUCAGACUGACGGCCAGCAGCUCAGGAUUCUUCUUCAUGGUCUAGUUGGAGCUGGAAAGUCCAGUUUCAUCAACUCUGUCCUAAGUGUCGUAGAAGGCAGAAUGUCCAGAAAGGCUGGGGUGGCUAACUCUGGUGAAACUCAAACCAAAAAGUACAAAACCUACAGGAUCCAAAAGGAUGGACAGGACACCUUUUGCUCUUUGGUUCUCAGUGACACCAUGGGGCUGGAAUGCAACAGCAACAGACGCAUAAAAGUCUAUGUGAAAGAUAUCAAACGGGCGAUGAAGGGACGUGUGAGAGACGGUUACACGUUCAAUCCUGAAUCUAAGAUAUCAAAGGAGGAUCGUUACUACAACCUAGCCCCAACUGCCAACGACAAAGUGCACGUUCUGGUUUGUGUCGUUGAUGCCAGCACACUAUCUCAGAUGAGUCCUAAAGCUAUAGAGACACUGCAGGACAUCAGAGAGGAGGCCUCUGACCUGGAUAUUCCUCAAGUCGCCAUUCUCACCAAAAUUGACAUGAUCUGUCCGGAGAUUAAAAAGGAUUUAAGGAAUGUCUACAGGAGCAAGAUACUAAAGAAAAAGAUGGAGAAGUUCAGUGCAGAGGUGGGUAUUCCCAUGAACUGCAUCUUCCCUGUGAAGAACUACCAUGAAGAAAACAACUUCAACAGUGACAUUGACUCACUGAUCCUGAGCGCCCUGAAAGACAUCAUCGACAACUUGGGUCAGUCUGAAUGUUGAGAGAUAUUUUUAAACACAGCAUAAGAACGCUGUAUUGCAUUAUGUCAAAAUAACAAUCUGUGACAUUAAUUCAUCAUUCAUUACUUUUUCCUGAUGGCACCAUGUUUAUAUGUGUUUUACUUUAAAGCCCCUGUGACUCCUGCCUUUAUUAGAUGAUGGCUGAAAAUACAUAUUUCUCAUUAAACUGUCCCCAGGUAAUGACAUUGAUUCCAAAGAAGAACCUCCAGACUUCAGUAUUAAACGUACACCCCCAUACGCAAAAUAAGAAUAUUCUGUUGUUGUUUCAAGAGUCAUAGGUAUACUGGUUGAUGGUACAGCUUUAAUGCACAAUAAAAUGCUGUUGUAGCCUCCCCCACAUUACACUGAACACAUAUUAAAAUAUUUAAAUAGAGUAGGAUA
Molecule: messenger RNA, 1390 nt
Organism: Sander lucioperca (pikeperch)
Lineage: Eukaryota; Metazoa; Chordata; Actinopteri; Perciformes; Percidae
Product: interferon-induced protein 44-like
Exons: 8
Coding region: 116-991 (291 amino acids)
Molecular function (GO): GTP binding
Source: RefSeq, a predicted model, not a curated record